AUGCUGGGCUUUGAUGAGUAUCCUUUACUUGUUCAACUAAACUGGUCGAAACUCGGUCAGGAAGGGAAAUUUAUCCUAAAAAUUGCUGCUAACGGUUUGGGAAACUCAAAAUCGGAUGGGCAACUGAACGGAACAAAGUCCAAUUGUCCUCUGAAAAGGAAUGUCAAAAAAUCAUCAAAAAGGCAAUCCAAGAGUGGUGCUGGAUUCGACAGUUUAUUUUGCGGUCGCGGUAUUGACUGUGAUGAGAACGAAAACAUAACACAUGGUUGUGGACUCCGAAUGCGAAAGCCCGAUUCUAAUGGAAAUAAGCCACUAGAAGAUGUUCUUAACUCCGAGAAUCGAUGUCAUUCUCCUCCAAAUAGUACUUUUACUCGAAUGACUUCUGAUCCUGAAUUACUCAUGCAAAAGACACGUCAACAGGUCCUGAGCUCGAAGCUUUCCCGAUUCGCAGGCAAGGGAUCUGAUGAUAUUGGCAAGUCGAAGUCUCUUGAUUCCGUGUCUCAGGUCAUUCGCCAGGCGUUAGAUAAGUAUGGACUCGAAUUUGCUGAUCCUGCUGCAUACUGUCUUAUCAUGCGAACCCGAUAUGCCAACGAAAUUCCUGGAAUACAAGCCUAUGAGGAGAUUCUUCAGGACGAUUUUUGUCCUUUAAAACUUUUACUUGCCCCAGAGUCAUCACCUGAAGGAAUAAUAACAACGUUCGAACUCCGUCCAAGACUGACUCGGAUUGACAGACAGCGGAAUGGAGCGACAAGUGGGAAAACUGUGCCGCCUUCGGCACUCACGCGUUUGCCCUAUCAUCAAGACACUCCUAAGGCUCCUCAAAGUGUCUGUCACGCUCCCGACAAUGGACAAUAUGCCUCCUUUGCUUGCCUUGUGGAAGUGUGUUCCGAAGGGAAGGAAAGUCGUAAACCGGCAAUCUACCCUCUUCCUCUGCAUUUGGGACAGGUGUGUGUUGGCACAUCCCUCCAGCCCUCAACAAAGUUUCCGCUCCUCGUAACUCUCCCAGUGAGCGUCCAUCCCGAAGUGAUUCCCUUCCACGUAGUUAUCUGGCAUCCACAGGAGACCACCACUGGUCAUACCCCAUCUCGUUGCUCUCCCCGCGGUUGGCUUGCCUGCGCUCCUGUGGCCCACGAGGCUCUCGCGCCUGUUCUUGUCAACGGUCGUCUGCUCACCAUCCCUUCAUUCCGACCCUUCACUUCCUACCGUAAACCCCGUCUGGAUCAACAAUCCCCCUUGGCCGUCCAUUGGCUUGCCCCCGGUGACAUCAUUCAGUUGGGAUCCGGUGGUCGUAGUCGGUUUCGUAUCUGGCCCGGCCCAAGCCCUCCACCACCACCCAAGCCCUCCUCUCUUCCCUCCACUACCAGUGCUGCUGGCCGCCGAUCCACUACAACCAACAAGUUAUCUGUAUCAACUCCGACAAGUGCCAGAAGUAAGUGCCAAUCAAGUGGCGUGAAAACACAGACACCUCAACUGCGUCAGCAACAACAGCAUCGAUCGCAUCAACAUCACUUUCAGACGCAUUACAACACCCGUCGACCGACCUCUAUGGAGUCUGCAAAAUCGGAUCUUUCAGACACCACUACUAGCAGCAGUCUUCCUCUUUCACCUACUCCACCAUCUACGAUGGAGAUGGAAGCCACAAAGACGCCUCGGGAGUCCCUACCCGCCUCCAGUCCCUCCUGUCGCACCCCCUCGCUUGUGGCAAGUGAUUCUACUGAGGAUGCGGGAUCUGGAGGAAGCACCAAAUCCACGCACACUCGAGGAUUGGAAAAUCGCCACUUGAUUAGGGAGGAUUCAAGCUCUUCCACAUCACAAACACUCUCCACAUCAGGAAUCGGGACUUGCACUAAGCAUACAGACAGCCGUUCAGGCAACGCUCUGUCCUUUCGUAGGACGUCGAGUGACUCUGGCGCGCCUCCACUCCUUGAUCGGUUGCCAUGUCAAUUGGCUUAUGCACCCUCCACUCUGGACGCCUUGUUGGAUUGGUUGUUGCUAGACCCCUUCAGAGCCAGACGAAGUGGUCUGGACAAUGAACAGGAGGCCUCGCCUUGUCCUCUGGGACCCGCUUUCAGCGUUUAUCUCAUGCUGAGAGCAAUUUGUCGGCAGUGUGACCGAUGGGAGGCUUUGGAGAACAGGAAAAUAGCAUCAGCACCUACCUCAGAACUGAAGACGAAGCAACUUAUUCGUCGACAGCGUGAACUUCUCACUUUAUUCGUGGCAGUGACGGAUCGUCUGGUGUCGGUGGAACGCCAUUUGAAUGAGACCUGCACUGAUGAACUCGGAAGUUCUCGUGAAUCACUGGAGGAAAGAGCCGGACGAGGGGCUGCCAUCCUCUCCAAUAUCAGUCAGCUUCUGCAUUUCAUCUCUAAAGACGUCGAUCUCCAACGCAUUUUCCAGUCUGACGAAGAAGGCGAAUGCGGAACGGCUUGGCUUGCACUGGUGGAUCGGGUUGCUGAGCUCGUCGAAUCCGUCUUCAAUAGCCUUUUGGCUACCCUCACUGCCCUCAUUGCCUCCAAGUCGUGCCUCCCAGCACUCACCGCCUCUUGGGACCUUCGUGCGAGCACUUGUCGGGACAAUGAGGUGGAAGUGGAGGAGGGAGAGGGUGAGGAGAUUGAGAUUACUGAUGACACGUCAAUAUACGAUCCGGUGAGUCCACAGAGCAUCCUUUCCUCACAGUUUAUUUAUAUCCCAAAACCAACGGACCCUGUGUUGGACGAGAUGACGAAGAUACUGAGAAUCCUACACGCCAAUCUCGUGAAUCCGGCCUUCCUUGUGCAGUUGUUUGCCCGUCUUCUUCACUACAUUGGUGCCCGCCUCUUCAAUGGACUGGUGGAGGAACCGGCACGAGUUUCACCUCAAUGGGGUCGCCUCCUUUUUGAGUGGAUUCAUAAGAAACUCGUUGGUUGGGCGGAGCCUCAAGGCCUUCGUGUUGCUGUCGAGUGCUAUCUCACCCGACUCUCUCAGGUACAGAAUUCGACAGUGCACCUUAAAACUUUUCCUUCGUUAGCUGCUGAUCUUAUGCAAGCGGAUACUACGACCGUAGAGAGUCUGUACAACACUGCGGUGGACUUGGACCGACUGAACUCGACACAAGUGCGAUUUCUGCUGCGAGCCUACCGACCAUCGUAUGCGAGGCCUCUGCUCCACCUUGCCUCCUCUGAUGCAUCCUCAAACGCCACCUCAGAGCACAUCCUUCUUCAGUGGAUCGACUUCGUCAUUUCUGGCGUUAGUCAGGUAGAGCGACUUGAUACUGCUGGUACACUCGUGGGCUUCUUCAUCUCUCUAAUUGGUGUAACAGUCUCCGAUCGCUUACUGGCAGAGGAGUCUGAACUGCCAAACUGGAAACCUCAACUUCUUGAAACGCUGGAUCUUCAACUGCCACUGCUGCUCCCGGACGACUGCUACCCUUCCUCUACUCCCAUCAGAAAUCCUCAACUUGAACCGAGCAUUCAGGCUGUGACUAGGCCCAAGGUACGUGAGGUGGAAAUGGUGCCCUCUAAGAAUCAAUCAGGUGCCGUGGAGGUUGCUCACCUCACCGCCUUCCUGCAACCGGCACUGUUGACUGGUUGGUGCCGCCUUUCUGUGCGUCAGGUGCCCAGCCUGCGCACCGAGCCUUGGCUCUCGUGGGACGUCUACUUGGCCAUUGAAAAUGCUUCUACUACCAAUGUCAACCGACCAGCCGAGGAAUUGGGGCCACCUCGUGACAGUCCUGGGCCCAAGACUCCACCGGCAUUUGAGGCUCCUUCCCCUCCUCUCGAAGAGAAGGCAGAAGUCAGUCAACCCAGCUCACUGUCAAAUGAAUCCACGUCCGAUUUCGACUCAACUAACACCUCUGAGUCGUUGAAAGCAGAAGAAGCAAGAAAUGUGCGAAUUUUCACUGUGGCAGUGCCCAAGAUUGGCAACAAUCUUGGUCUCAGCAUAGUUGCCGCUAGAUCCGAAGACGGGAGUGAUUUGGGCAUCUACGUGAAGUCCGUGACAUCAGGUGGAGGCGCCUCUCAAGCACGUUGGUUGGGCGAAGAAGAGAUCGAGUCGCCACCACAGCCAACAAUCGGUCCGGGCGAUAGAAUCUUGGCAGUAGAUGGCCAGGAGACUCAUGGCUUAUCACAGGACGCGGCGGCACGUCUAGUCAGUCUGGCUGGCCCCGAAGUCCGUCUCACCUUGGCUCGCAAUCUUGGACUGGGUUGCGUCGCUGCCGCUGUGCCUACUUGCGAGCUGCGAAAGCACAACGAUCAGACUGCCUCGCGUCUCAAUACCGUCGACCCUUCUGUAUCGUCCAACUCAUCCGUCCAGCCUACUGUGGUGGAGAACAUAUCGGUGAUAGCGAAUCCAGCAAAAAGUUUGCCGUCCCCGACGCCACAGAAAGCUUGUGCUACCGUGGUUCGUGCCGCCUCCAUCACCACGGCAAAUCGGCAGAGUGUGGAACAAGUAGAAGUAGCUUCGGAUGGCGGCGAGUCGGUGUCACCGCCUUCACCGCGAGUGUUGGUGGAGACACGAUAUCUCCUGGCCCACGAGGUGCCUCCUAACAAUGCGCUCCAACGCAGUCGCUCUCUCAUGGCCCAUGAGACAGCCGGUCGGCGGUUCUCUGUCGAGCGCGGCAGUUGGGACGCCGCUGAAACCACACUCCAUUCUCAAACACCCUCCUCCAUUAUCGACGCACCCGUCACCAACCGAGUGCCUCUCCAUCCUUUCAACAGCAAAGCUGUCGAUCGGAUUCCGAGGUCAAGCAAAGGGCCUUCACUGAAGAGCACCCAGUACAGCAGUUGGGAUGAGAUGGACGUGGACGCAACGCUGGAGAUGUUGAAGGAGAUGCGAGACCAACUGGAUCGCAGUCUGGCCCUCCGAAACCAACGCGUCGCGCCUCUGCCGCCAUCCACUCCACUGCUCUCCGCCACCACUGAGUGGAAAUCGUCAUAUACUGGAAGUCGGUUACGUAAUUGUGGUGAACCUGGACCCCUCAACCCUCCACGUACGGAGCACUCAUCUCUAGACAAAACGGCAUGGAAAGAGGAGAUAUCAGUCCUCCACACCACACCAGAGCGAAAGUAUUCUGCUGGUAUUGUACGCUCAGCCUCCACGUACUCACCCUUGAUCUACAAGUCCUCCUCCUCUGUCGACGAUCCGCCGCACAACCAACUUUUCUUCCGAACUCCCACAGCUACCUUUGCCAGUGGCCCAGGCGUAACGCGCUCAAACACUUCAGAUCGCAUUCACUGCGUCCCAAAGGCCAUUUACUCUGUGAGGGUUCCCUUCAAACACAAUGUAUCCACAGACCAUUUGCACAACCGCGGACACCCCGCCUCGGCCACUGCCACCUCGAGGUCCUACGACUUCGAGCUCGAGCACCGUCGCACCCAAAGUGCCGAUCAGAAUCUCAGUGGUGAGAUUUAUUAUCUUCUUCCUCCCUCUAACCAGCAAGUUCGGCCGCAAGAAGGAGAAAACCGUUUGGCUUGUUGUGGUAGUUUUCUAGGUAGCGUCGAUGUUGGCCGACGGCCGAGUGUUGCCGAGCGUGUGAAACUCUUCCAAGAUGUCAUUGAAAAUCAGUGUAAAUAG
Molecule: messenger RNA, 5550 nt
Organism: Hydatigera taeniaeformis
Lineage: Eukaryota; Metazoa; Platyhelminthes; Cestoda; Cyclophyllidea; Taeniidae
Source: the annotation of a GenBank genome assembly